AUGGAGAAAAGUAGGAUGAACGUGCCCAAGGGGCCGGACACGCUGUGCUUUGACAAGGACGAGUUCAUGAAGGAAGACUUUGAUGUCGAUCACUUUGUGUCUGACUGUCAGAAGCUAGUGCAGCUGGAAGCACUUAGAGAUGACCUGGAGCUCUACUAUAAGCUGCUUCAAACAGCCAUGGUUGAGCUCAUCAACAAGGACUACGCAGACUUUGUCAACCUGUCAACAAACCUGGUUAUUCCAUCAGUUGAGAAAAUUGAAAAAAUCUUAAAUUCUCAACAUUCUAAAGAAACAUCUGCAUUAGAAGCAAGCAGAACGUGGAGCAAGCUUCGGAGGUGCUGGUCUGACAAGAUGUUCUUGCCGCUGCUGGCGCAUCGACUGUGGAGACUGACGCUGAAGAUUCUGGCGCAGUACUCCAUAUUUGUCAAGGAGAGCAAGGCCAACGGAGAGACAACAGAGUGGGAACAAAGCCAGGUCACGGUCAUGCUGGGUGAGAAAAGGUCCAAAGAGCAAGAACCCAGCUUCCCCCACCCGUGA
Messenger RNA from Rangifer tarandus platyrhynchus (Svalbard reindeer), 537 nucleotides. The record is from the annotation of a GenBank genome assembly. Lineage: Eukaryota; Metazoa; Chordata; Mammalia; Artiodactyla; Cervidae.